GCAGUCAGGCGGUAACGCGGGGGGUUUGUUGUGGCCGCCAUUUUCCGUGGGCAUUACUGGGAAAUCCCGGGGCCGCCGGUCGCCGGUUCCCGGAUUUCGGUCGCUUCCUCCGGUUUUUUCCCCCCCUUUUCCUCACCCACCUCCAGAGACGCCGCCCCGAGGUGGCGGCAGCCGCGGCCGCAGCGCAGGAUGCCCGGGGCCGGCCUGGCCGGGCGUUUGCCUCCGCUCUGAGCCCACCAUGUCGGGCCAGCCCGGCCAUGCCCCCUUCGCCAACCUCCAGCCCAUGGCCGAGCCCCCCCAGAUCCUUCCGGAACUAAACCUCCUCCAACGGCGCAUCCCUUUGAAUUUCCGCGACGCCGGCAACGCUCCCCUCCGCAAACUCUCCGUCGACCUCAUCAAAACCUACAAACACAUCAAUGAGGUUUAUUACGCCAAGAAGAAGCGUCGGGCGCAGCAGGGCCCCCCCGAAGACGCCGGCACCAAAAAAGAACGGCGUCUCUGGAACGAGGGUUACGACGACGACAACCACGAUUACAUCGUCCGCAGCGGCGAGCGCUGGCUCGAUCGUUACGAGAUCGACUCCCUCAUCGGCAAGGGUUCCUUCGGCCAGGUGGUGAAGGCGUACGACCACCAAGCGCAGGAGUGGGUGGCUAUUAAAAUCAUCAAAAACAAGAAAGCGUUUCUCAACCAGGCGCAAAUCGAACUCCGGCUCCUUCAGCUGAUGAACCAACACCACACCGAGAUGAAAUACUACAUCGUUCACCUCAAGCGUCACUUCAUGUUCCGCAACCACCUCUGCCUGGCUUUCGAGCUCCUCUCCUACAACCUCUACGAUCUCCUCCGCAACACCAAUUUCCGGGGCGUCUCCCUCAACCUCACCCGGAAAUUCGCCCAGCAGCUCUGCGCCGCCCUCCUCUUCCUCGCCACCCCCGAGCUCAGCAUCAUCCACUGCGACCUCAAACCCGAGAACAUCCUCCUCUGCAACCCCAAACGCUCCGCCGUGAAAAUCGUCGAUUUCGGCAGUUCCUGUCAGCUCGGGCAGAGGAUCUACCAGUACAUCCAGAGCCGGUUCUACCGUUCCCCCGAGGUGCUGCUGGGGCUCCCCUACGACCUGGCCAUCGACAUGUGGUCCCUGGGCUGCAUCCUGGUGGAGAUGCACACCGGGGAGCCCCUCUUCAGCGGCGCUAAUGAGGCCGACCAGAUGAACCGGAUCGUGGAGGUGCUGGGGCUGCCCCCCCCCCACAUGCUGGAACAGGCUCCCAAAGCCCGAAAAUACUUUGAGAAGCUUCCGGAAGGGGGGUGGGCCCUCAAGAGAAACAAGGAGAGCAAGAAGGAAUACAAGGUGCCGGGAACGCGACGACUCCACGAGGUGCUGGGGGUGGAGAGCGGCGGGCCGGGGGGCCGUCGGGCGGGGGAGCAAGGCCACGCCCCUUCGGACUACUUAAAAUUUAAGGAUUUAGUCUUACGGAUGUUGGAUUACGAACCCCGAAGUCGCAUCACCCCUUUCUACGCUCUCCAACACAAUUUCUUCAAAAAAACCAACGACGAAGGCACCAACACCAGUAACAGCACUUCCACCAGUCCCGCCAUGGAGCAUAGUCACAGCACCAGUACCACCAGUUCCAUCUCCAGUUCGGGUGGCUCCAGCGGCUCGUCCAACGACAACCGCAGCUACCGCUACAGCAACCGCUACUACGGGACCGCGGCCCCCACCCACACCGACUACGAGAUGCAGAGCCCCCAGGCCCCCCCAGCGCAACCACCCCGACCUUGGCCCGGGGGGGACCCGGCCGUCCCCCCCGUCACCGUCACCGACGCCUUCAACCCCUUGGGACCCCCCAAACCCCCCCAAAUCCUGCCUGGAGGAGGAGGAGGAGGAGAAAGGGGGGGCGCCCCCCCGCCUUUCCCACGCCCCCCCCCGCCCCCCCACCACCACCACCACCACCAUCACCACCAUCACCACCAGCACCAGCACCAC
Harpia harpyja (harpy eagle) is the source of this 1978-nucleotide messenger RNA. Its product is annotated as dual specificity tyrosine-phosphorylation-regulated kinase 1B-like. Lineage: Eukaryota; Metazoa; Chordata; Aves; Accipitriformes; Accipitridae. Gene Ontology annotation, molecular function: ATP binding; protein serine/threonine kinase activity; protein serine/threonine/tyrosine kinase activity. Gene Ontology annotation, biological process: peptidyl-serine phosphorylation; positive regulation of DNA-templated transcription; peptidyl-threonine phosphorylation. Gene Ontology annotation, cellular component: nucleus. The record is from RefSeq and is a predicted model, not a curated record.